This is a messenger RNA of Populus nigra (black poplar), 2052 nucleotides long. RefSeq lists its product as uncharacterized. Gene Ontology annotation, biological process: signal transduction. The transcript has 6 exons. The record is from RefSeq and is a predicted model, not a curated record. NCBI's taxonomy places the organism in Eukaryota, Viridiplantae, Streptophyta, Magnoliopsida, Malpighiales, Salicaceae. Bases 269 to 1852 code for a protein of 527 amino acids.
AUAAAAUAGAAAAAGCAUCUGACAGAAUAUCCAGUAUAAAAAAUUAAGAAAAGGAAACUUCCUGAGAACUUCGGCCAUACACUUUCCCUUCCAUUUUUGCAGUCGUUUUUCUCUUGCUUAGUUCUUCUACCUUUUGCUGGUUCACACGCUUGAAGUUGAAGCUAACCCUCCAAAGUCAAACGUUACCUUUUCAGUGGCAAAUUCCACAACAGAAUUCGAUUUUCUUAUCCUCCUUUUUGAUCUUUCACGUAUUCUAUUCAUCAACCUUAUGGGUUUCUUCUCAUUCAUCCGUCGCUUGAUGCUUAUUCUCUUUGGCACGGCUAAUGAUCUUGUGUUCUUGAGCUUUAGCAAUGAAGAUACAGGAAAGAAUUUUAGUGAUCAUCUCAACUCAGCUCUCACCAUUGCAGGAUUUCGCACGUUUAAAAACGAUGAUGGCGUUCGAAGAGGAGAAAAUACCGGCUCAGAAACCAGAAAAGCAAUACAGGAAUCGAAGAUAUCUGUCAUUGUGUUUUCCAAGGACUAUGCUUCUUCAACACGGUGCCUCGACGAGCUCGUCAUGAUCAUGGAUGCCAGGAGAGCUACUGGGCACAUUGUGCUGCCCAUAUUUUACCAUUUGGAUCCAUCUGAAGUCAGGAGCCAGGAAGGGAGAUGUUUCGAAGCGUUUUCUACACACGAGAAAAGCUUCCAGGGUGAGAAGGGGAGGGUGGAAGAAUGGAGGGCAGCUCUUAGAGAAGCUGCAGAUGUGGCAGGGAUGGUUCUACAAGACAGAGGCGAAAACACCCGUCGAAGUUUUACGGACCAUCUCUACACAGCUCUUUGUAGAGCAGAGAUUCGCGCUUUCAGAGACGACGAUGGGAUUCGUAGAGGAGAGAACAUUGCUUUAGAAAUCAAGAAAGCAAUUCAAGAAACAAAACUAUCCAUUAUUGUGUUUUCUAAAGACUACGCUUCUUCGAGAUGGUGUCUUGACGAGCUAGCGAUGAUAAUGGAACGUAGAAGAAAUGUUGGGCACAUAGUGUUUCCAGUUUUCUACGAUGUUGAUCCAUCUGAGGUGGGGACGCAAACAGGGAGGUAUGGUGAAGAGUUUGCUAAGCAUGAAAUACGUUUCCAGGACCAGAUGGAGAGGGUGGAGGGGUGGAGGAAGGCUCUUAAAGAAGUUGCAUACAUGGAAGGAAUGGUCUUAGAAGACGGGUACGAGUCAAAGUUCAUAGAGUCGAUUGUUAAAGAGAUCGCAGAUAAACUCAAGCUCUCACUGCCUCACGGCCCUCCGUCCUCGUUACCACUGUCGUCAGCCCCCCGCCCACCUUCGUAUUUUUUUGGUCUUUUACGAGAGUGGAGGAGGUACGAGUCAAAGUUCAUAGAGUCGAUUGUUAAAGAGAUCGCAGAUAAACUCAAGCUCUCACUGCCUCACGGCCCUCCGUCCUCGUUACCACUGUCGUCAGCCCCCCGCCCACCUUCGUAUUUUUUUGGUCUUUUACGAGAGUGGAGGAGGUACGAGUCAAAGUUCAUAGAGUCGAUUGUUAAAGAGAUCGCAGAUAAACUCAAGCUCUCACUGCCUCACGGCCCUCCGUCCUCGUUACCACUGUCGUCAGCCCCCCGCCCACCUUCGUAUUUUUUUGGUCUUUUACGAGAGUGGAGGAGGUACGAGUCAAAGUUCAUAGAGUCGAUUGUUAAAGAGAUCGCAGAUAAACUCAAGCUCUCACUGCCUCACGGCCCUCCGUCCUCGUUACCACUGUCGUCAGCCCCCCGCCCACCUUCGUAUUUUUUUGGUCUUUUACGAGAGUGGAGGAGGUCUGUCUUUCAGACCCCCUCUCUCUUUUUAUUUUUUUUACUUCAUCAGUCGAAAGAAACUUGAUCAAGUUUCUUUCGACUGAUGAAGUCGUGGGGCGGUGGGGGUAAAGCAGAAGUGUGAAUCAAUAGGAACUAAGCACGUGGAUAUCUGUCGGGUGAUGAGAACAAAAGGCUGAAAAGAAUGGUCCGCACAACUUAUUUUUCUUCUUUAAUGUAGACGGUGUCUUCUGCUUCAAUUAUCGUUCAGUUUUAAGAGUUUGCUAA